AUGUCCCAGCUGGUGGAAUGUGUCCCCAAUUUCUCAGAGGGGAACAACCAGGAGGUAAUUGAUGCCAUUUCUCAAGCCAUCUCCCAGACCCCAGGCUGUGUGCUGCUGGAUGUUGACGCUGGACCCUCCACCAACCGCACCGUCUACACUUUCGUGGGGCAGCCAGAGUGUGUGGUCGAGGGAGCCCUCAACGCGGCCCGCACAGCCUCACAACUCAUCGACAUGAGCAAGCACAAGGGAGAGCAUCCUCGUAUGGGUGCUCUGGAUGUUUGUCCCUUCAUCCCGGUGAGGGGCGUCAGCAUGGAUGAGUGUGUGCUUUGUGCUAAGGUCUUUGGCCAGCGGCUGGCAGAGGAGCUGAAUGUACCAGUAUACCUCUAUGGUGAGGCAGCACAGACACCCAGUCGCCAGACCCUGCCGGCGAUCCGGGCUGGAGAGUAUGAGGCCCUGCCUGAGAAGCUCAAGCAGGCCGAGUGGGCGCCUGACUUCGGCCCCAGCUCCUUCGUCCCCAGUUGGGGCGCCACCGUCACAGGUGCCCGGAAGUUCCUCAUUGCCUUCAACAUCAACCUGCUCAGCACCAAGGAACAGGCCCAUCGGAUUGCUCUCAACCUGCGGGAGCAGGGCCGUGGGAAAGACCAGCCAGGACGUCUGAAAAAGGUUCAGGGCAUCGGCUGGUACCUGGACGAGAAGAACCUGGCUCAGGUCUCCACAAACCUCCUGGACUUUGAGGUCACAGCUCUGCACACAGUCUAUGAGGAGACCUGCAGAGAGGCUCAGGAGCUGAAUCUCCCAGUGGUGGGCUCGCAGCUGGUGGGCCUGGUGCCUCUGAAGGCCUUACUGGAUGCCGCAGCCUUCUACUGUGACAAGGAGAAUCUGUUUGUUCUGGAGGAGGAGCACCGGAUACGGCUGGUGGUGAACCGGCUGGGCCUGGAUUCCCUGGCACCCUUCGACCCAAAGGAGAGGAUCAUCGAGUACCUGGUUCCGGCUAGUGGACCCGAAAAGGGCCUGAUGGACAAGUCGCUGCUCAAUUUUGUUCGGGAGGUGGGCGCCCGCUCUGCUGCCCCUGGCGGCGGCUCUGUAGCUGCAGCUGUUGCAGCCCUGGGUGCAGCCCUGGCCUCCAUGGUGGGCCAGAUGACCUACGGGCGGCGUCAGUUUGAUCACCUGGACUCCACCAUGCGGCGCCUGAUCCCACCCUUCCAUGCGGCCUCUGCCCAGCUGAUCCCAUUGGUGGAUGCUGACGCCCAGGCUUUUGCUGCCUGUUUGGAGGCAAUAAAGCUGCCCAAGAACACACCUGAAGAGAGGGACAGGCGUGCAUGUGCUCUUCAGGAGGGCCUGAGACAGGCAGUUUCCGUGCCCCUGAAACUGGCAGAGACUGUGUCCCAGCUAUGGCCGGUGCUGAAGGAGCUGGCCCUAUGUGGGAACCUGGCCUGCUUGUCUGACCUGCAGGUGGCAGCCAAGGCCUUGGAGAUGGGUGUGUUUGGUGCAUACUUCAAUGUGCUCAUCAACUUGAAGGACAUGACUGAUGAUGCAUUUAAACAGAAGAUACGCCAUCGAAUCUCCAGCCUUCUGCAGGAAGCCAAGACGCAGGCUGCACUGGUGCUGGAAAGCCUAGAAGCAAGGACGGAGUGAAGAGGACCCCCCACCCCGCACCCUCUUCCUGCCCACGCCAUGGGCGGUCUAACUUUCAGUGAUCCUCACCUAUCUUAAGUGACCCUUGCUUUGGGGGAAGACUCAGGCAUGACAUCAGCAGGGUCUGGAUGGAGCUCUACACACAGCUGUCUAUGUAGGAUCAGAAGAUGCAACAGAUGUGGCUGGGGUAGGGGGUAGGGCCUGAUUGGGGGCAGUCUCCUGCAGGCAUGCAGCCUGACACUCUCUGUUAACCUGUGGCUUCUAGUAAAUCCUGAGCACAAA
Peromyscus eremicus (cactus mouse) is the source of this 1908-nucleotide messenger RNA. RefSeq names its product formimidoyltransferase cyclodeaminase (gene Ftcd). NCBI's taxonomy places the organism in Eukaryota, Metazoa, Chordata, Mammalia, Rodentia, Cricetidae. The transcript has 14 exons. The coding region runs from base 1 to 1626 and encodes 541 amino acids. Gene Ontology annotation, molecular function: folic acid binding; transferase activity. The record is from RefSeq and is a predicted model, not a curated record.